Molecule: messenger RNA, 1530 nt
Organism: Durusdinium trenchii
Lineage: Eukaryota; Dinophyceae; Suessiales; Symbiodiniaceae
Source: the annotation of a GenBank genome assembly
GCAGGGGUUUGGUGUUUCACAGGAUCAGGGAGCAGACCUUGGACAUCCUUGGACAUACCUGGAUCUCACUUGGUGCUGUGGCAACUGGGCUCAAGGGGCUAGGCUCCCCGUUUGGUCACAACCACCAGGGCGUUCGUGCGUUCGCGCCGGAUGCAGCCACUGCCGGUGCCGCGGGUGGUGCGCCUGGCGCCGCUGGGGGCGAAAUGGGUCCCAGAGGAGCCGACUUCGAGAUCCAGCGCAUCCCGGGCACCACAAGGCGUGCCUUCGUCUUCGAAGUGGUGGUCCCUGCCUGGCCUGGCUGCCGUGGCCCUUGGACUCCGGAGAGUGGCCGUGCGAAGCUCUGCUCGAGGCGUGCGCCUCAGAGCUCGCAACGACCCCUGGCUUGAGACGGUGAAGACCACGGAGCUCGAAGAAGCUUUGCACGUUCUGGGCUUCGACGAUUUCCCCAAGAUGCGAAACCGACAGCACUUGGCAUCCUGGAUUCAAAAGCUUCGGAUCCCCUAUGAGCUCGUUGAAGGAGCUUUGAAGGAAGUGAGGCGACAAAGGAAGGCCGAGGCGCGGCAGAAGCGCCGCGCCGAUGCCCGGGCCUCGAGCGGCGACGGACGCGGAGAGCGAGCUGACGGCCGCGGGAGGAAGGAGGCGCAGCGGAAGAAAGAUGGCCUCUUCAAGUUCACGGAAGCUGAGCUGCGCACUGUACUGAAUGUGUGCGGAGUUCAGGGAACCUCGACCUGGCUCAAAGAGGAGCUGGUUCGCGAGGUCCGCUCCAUGAAGCUCCGCGCCAGCGAUGUGAGCGAGUUGCUCCACCAGGUCUCUCCUCGGAGGCCGCGCUCUCGAAGUGCUCCUUCCAGGCGGAGGCCUCGAAGCCGCGCCGAGCGGGAGUUCUUCGGCUGGGAGGAGCGUGAGGUCAUGUGGGAGUUUUUGAAAGAAGAGUAUGAUGACUGGGAUGACUCCGAUUCUGUCGAUGAUUACUUUGAGUACACCAUGGAUGACGAACCCUGGGAGUCAGUGCCAUGGGAUUUCGAUGAUUACUUUGAUGAGAGUGAGGAGGGGCAGUAUCGAUCACAAGGGCCCAAUAAGGACUACUACUAUAGUCCUCCUCCUGGUGCUGAUCCCUGGUCGCGAAAUGGCUUCACCUACUCCACGUCUGGUGCUUCCACUUGGCCAAAGCGGCCCAGCGUGACGCCUGAGGAGACGAUGACUCAAGCGAUCCGGGAAGGAUGGAAAGCAGAGUCCCUGUCGCAGAUGCAGGCAUGCAUGCUGUUGGGCCUCAGCGGUCAGCCUUCGCGCGAUGAGUUGUCGAAGGUUCGGAGGCAGAUGGCACUCAAGUGGCAUCCAGACAAAAACCCGGAGAACGCCCAUGCGUCCGUGGCCUUUCAACUGGUCAUGGCCGCUGCCGGCAAGCUCCAGGCGUAGAUGGAGGCCAUGGGAGUAGACAUCUGACGUUCGUUCCCGUACUUCCAAAGGGGUUCCCGAAAGAAGACCAAGGAUCAUUUGGUUUGGCAGCUUGGGCAGGUUGUUUCUCAAAUCGGC